AGCACCAGCUGGUGAGCAAUGCAAGGAGCAGCCUUGUAACUAACUUGCAUCAUCUUCAACAUGAAGAGAGCCACAGUGCCAUCGCUUCUGAUCCUGGCUCUUUGCCUCAUACAAGAUGCUGCCAGUGAAGGUGAAAAUCAGGAAACAUGCAGCGAAUAUCGGGCACUGAUGAAAAAUGGAAAGUUGUUCUGUUCCCAAGAUAAAACACUUUUUCAAAGCCCCGAGGGAAUGGUGUUCAUCAGCAGAUGUGCCAAGUGCAAAAUGAUCUUGGAAAAAGAAGCCAAAUCCCAAAGAAGGGCCAGGCAUUUAGCAGGAGCCCCCAGGGCCACUGUCCCAGCAAAGGAUGUGUGCAGUGCUUUUCGGCCUUACGUAAAGGAUGGAAGACUUGGGUGCACGCGAGAAAAUGACCCAGUGCUCGGUCCUGAUGGAAGGACACAUGGCAAUAAAUGUGCAAUGUGUGCGGAGUUGUUCUUGAAAGAAGCUGGAGAAAAUGCCAAGCGAGAAAGUGAAGCCAGAAUUCGCCGAAGUGCUGAAAAGGAUCUUUGCAAGGAGUAUGAAAGCCAAGUGAGGAAUGGAAGACUUUAUUGUACCCGGGAGAGCGACCCAGUUCGUGGCCCUGACGGCAGGAUGCAUGGCAACAAAUGUGCCCUGUGUGCUGAACUUUUCAAACGGAAUUCUUCAGAAGGAAAAAAUAAAGCAGAUGAAAACCGGAGAAAGGCUAAAGAAAAAGUUAAAGUUAAAAGAGAAACUGAGAAACUCUGCAGUGAGUAUCACGAUCAUGCAAGGAACGGAGCACUCUUCUGCACCAGAGAAAAUGACCCCGUCCGAGGUCCAGACGGGAAGAUGUAUGGCAACUUAUGUUCCAUGUGUCAAGCCUUCUACCAAGCAGAAGCUGAAGAAAAGAAAAAGACCGAAGCAAAAGCAAGAAGUAAAAGAGAAUCUGGAAAAGCUCCUUCAUAUGCAGAGCUGUGCAGUGAAUACCGCAAGCUUGUGAGAAAUGGCAAACUCCCUUGCACCAGGGAGAACGACCCCAUCCAGGGCCCGGAUGGGAAAAUGCACGGCAACACCUGCUCCAUGUGUGCAGCCUUCUUCCAAGCAGAAGAAAAGGAAAAGAAAAAGAAGGAAGGUGAAUCAAGAAAUAAAAGACAAUCUGGGAAUACAUCUUCCUUUGAGGAGCUGUGCAGGGAAUAUCGCAAAGCCAGGAAGAAUGGACAGCUUCUCUGCACGAGAGAGAAUGACCCCAUCCAGGGCCCGGAUGGGAAGAUGCAUGGCAACACCUGCUCCAUGUGUGAGGCUUUCAUUCAACAAGAAGAAAGAGCAAGAGCAAAGCCUAAAAGAGAAGCUGCAGAGGAUCCCUGCAGUGAAUUUCGGAGCCAGCUGAAGAAGGGGAUACUCAUAUGCACCAGGGAGAAAGACCCUGUCCGUGGCCCCGACGGCAAAAUGCACGGGAACAAGUGCGCCAUGUGUGCCAGCCUGUUCAAACUUGAAGAAGAAGAGAAGAAAAAGAAUGGCAAGGAAGCAAAGGAGAAAACUGAGACUGAGAAAGUUAAGAGAGAAGCAGUAGAGGAGCUGUGCCGUGAAUACCGCAACUACACGAGGAAUGGACGCCUUCCUUGCACCCGAGAGAAUGACCCCAUCGAGGGCCCCGAUGGGAAAAUCCAUGGCAACACCUGCUCCAUGUGUGAGGCCUUCUUCCAGCGAGAAGCAAAAGAAAAAGAAGCCGAAUCCAGAACAAAAGCCAAGAGAGAAGCUGAAAAGGAUGAAUGCAGUGAAUUCCGGAGCCUUCUGCAAAAUGGAAAUCUUUUCUGCACCCGAGAAAAUGAUCCUGUGCGUGGCCCAGAUGGCAAGACCCACGGCAACAAGUGCGCCAUGUGCAAAGAAGUCUUCCAGAAAGAAGAUGAAGAAAGAAAGAGAAAAGAAGGGGAAGAUCAGAGAAAUGUUGCAGGACGGGGUCCUAGUGAUGGCGCAGGAGAGAAAGCUCAGGACCAAUGUGCCGAGUAUAAGGAAAAAAUGAAAAAUGGAAAACUCAGCUGUACCCGAGAGAGGGAUCCUGUGCGUGACGCUGACGGCAAAUUGUUCAACAAUAAGUGUAUCAUGUGUAAGGAGAAACUGCAAAAAGAAGCUGAGGGAAAAAAUAAGCAUUCCACCUACAGAUCAAAUGGGACUGAAUCAGCAUCAAGAAAGGAUGUAUGUGACGAGUUUAGAAGUCAAAUGAAAAAUGGGCAACUUAUUUGCACCCGAGAAAGCGACCCUGUCCGAGGUCCAGACGGCAAGACACAUGGAAAUAAGUGUGCUAUGUGUAAGGAGAAACUGGAAAGGGAAGCUGCUGAAAAAAAGAAAGAAGAGGGUGACCGGAGAAACAGAAACAAAAAUAACGAUGAAAAACAGGACCAGUGUCAUGAAUUCCGGAACAUGGUGAAAGACGGAAAGCUUAUCUGCACCAGAGAAAACAACCCCGUUCGAGGUCCAGAUGGCAAGAUGCACAUCAACAAGUGUGCCAUGUGUCAGAGCAUCUUUGAGCGAGAAGCUAGUGAAAGAAAAAAGAAUGAAGAAGAAAAAUCAGGCACCAAGCUGCCAAAGGAUGCAAAGGAUGAGUGCAGCAACUUUCGGGAGUACGUGAGGAAUAAGGAGCUCAUGUGCACCCAAGAGAAUGACCCCGUGCGUGGUGCUGAUGGAAAGUUAUAUCUAAACAAGUGCUCCAUGUGCAGAACUGUCUUUCAAAAAGAAGCUUUGGAAAGGACAAAAAUGCAAAACCAGCCACACUACAUUAGCUCUUCUGAAGAAGAAGAAGGCCCAGAUUCCUCCAUUUCUUCUCUGGAUUCUGAGAUGUGCAAACACUACCGCGUAUUGCCCAAGAUGGGUUACCUUUGCCCAAAGAAUUUACAGCCUGUCUGUGGUGAUGACGGCCGAACAUACAAUAACCCCUGCAUGCUCUGUCAUGAAAAUCUAAUACACCAAACUAAUACACACAUACGCAGUGAGGGGAAGUGUAAGGAGACCAGCAUCCCAGAAAAAAACCCUCUCAGCCUGCCAGCCUCUGUCAAAUGAUGCAAGAGCUGGUGAAAGCCAUGAAGAAAAUACGUACUGCAAUUCUGAAUCGCCUACCUUUACCAUCUGUAUACAGAACUCAUCUUUUAUACUAUUGAAAAUGAUACAGAGCUGUUAGGGGGAUGGACUCACUGCAUCUCAGUCUUUUCCAUCUCUUUCCUCCUCGAUUCCGUGGUCUGAGGGCUCAGAGGAUCCUCACCCAGUCUGUGUUGUGGGAACCUCCUGAUCACAGUGCUGUCUGUUCAAACGCUUGUUCAAUAAAAGCAAACCCAGCAGAAUGCCA
Phacochoerus africanus (Common warthog) is the source of this 3331-nucleotide messenger RNA. It is a transcript of the gene SPINK5, whose product is annotated as serine peptidase inhibitor Kazal type 5. The record is from RefSeq and is a predicted model, not a curated record. Gene Ontology annotation, molecular function: protein binding. The transcript is spliced from 31 exons. Bases 61 to 3048 code for a protein of 995 amino acids. Lineage: Eukaryota; Metazoa; Chordata; Mammalia; Artiodactyla; Suidae.